GGAGGGCGGGCAAGGAGGAAAACAACAAAACGGGGCGGGGGGGGCUCCUCAGCUCCCACGAGCUGCGGGGACCCGAGCUGCUUUCUCCUGCCCGGGUGACAAUGGGAGGGAGGGGGAAAAAAGGGUUAAGAAACUUGGCUGAAGAGCUGAAUGGCGUGGAGCGGCGAGGGGAGGGACUGGGCCGCGGCGGACUCGGCGGCGGAGGGAGGAGCGCGGCUGCGGGCGGGCGGCGAGCGAGGCGCUCAAAGUCAGCCUCGCAGACAUUGCAGCAGAGCCCCGAACUCGGGAGGAGGCGGCGGCGGCGGCGGCGGCGGCGCGGCGGUGGCGGAGGAGGCGGAGGAGGCGGAGGAGGCGGAGGAGGCGGCGGCCGAGGCGGAGGGACGACCCGGCCCCAAGCCCUCCCUCCCGCCAGCGCACGCCUGCCGGUGGCCCCGCGGCCGCCACUGUGCUUGGCAGCACUGCUGCUCUGAGGGAAGAGCUCGCCGGGGCGCCGGGGAAGGACGGGGCGGCGGGGCGCCUUCGUGGAGUGAGCCUGACGGAACCCAGGCUCGGAGCCGCGGCGGCCUCGGGGAGCUUUUGGACUGUGAGCUAUUUCAGAACUCUGUUCUCAGGACCUGUUAUUUUAACAGUCAGGAGAAACACAUCCAGAAGGUGCACACUAGACCAAAAGAGGAACAGGGAAAUCUAAAGACUCCAGAUGACAUCAGCGCUACUUUUCAACAGCCUUCUCCAUUUCCUUUCUCAGAAGUAGAGACAGACCUCAGAGACAGAUGGUCAUGGUAGAAAUGAAGUUUGUGAUUAUACUUCAUUGUUUAUGAAUAUGACUAAGACUGUCACACUUUGCAUCGGCCUACAAGAUAUUUGUCAGUCUUCCAUUUCUUUGAAAACAGAAAUCCUACAAAUUACUUAUGGAAUGUGUGAUGUUUCAAGGAUGCUAUCAGAAGUGAAUCUGCUCUGUAGUACUCAACCCUACACACAGCUCAUCAGAUGAGUCCAUGUCAUAUGCAUCUCUUUUCUUUUUUUCCUGCACAUCUGUUUUUGUUCCUUCGUAAGCUUCCAGUAAUAUAAGAAAGCUAAUUCUAGCUCCCUUAUAGAGCUACAUCACUAUAAAAGAGACUUAGCAUUUAUAUUACUCUGCGUAAAGUGCUCAUGAAAAUUCAGAAACUUAGAAAUACUAGAUUCUUUUGCUUGUCGGUAUCAUAGCAUAAUACUAGUU
Molecule: messenger RNA, 1216 nt
Organism: Zalophus californianus (California sea lion)
Lineage: Eukaryota; Metazoa; Chordata; Mammalia; Carnivora; Otariidae
Exons: 4
Coding region: 151-783 (210 amino acids)
Source: RefSeq, a predicted model, not a curated record